AUGCAGCUGCGGAUUGGAAUGCAACAUACGCUGUUUGAGUCAUGUAGGGAUGGUGGGCUGAAUUGGUCACAUUCGAGCACAUCGGCAGCACAUGGUAAUGUAUCCGCCAUGAUGGACGUCGCACACACUGGCAGUGGACAAUUUUGCUAUCCUUGCCAGUUUUUUCUCUUCUUUCUUGUCUUUGCACUUUGCAGCGUGCCACGCCAGAACUUGGUGGGCAAGCCAACACGAGCAAGUGAUUUCGUGCAGAUGCUGUGUGGACCUACCGGCCAUCGCCUACGGGUGCAAGGGCGGCUUAUUUCUUUUCAUGACUAA
Messenger RNA from Ostreobium quekettii, 315 nucleotides. Lineage: Eukaryota; Viridiplantae; Chlorophyta; Ulvophyceae; Bryopsidales; Ostreobiaceae. The record is from the annotation of a GenBank genome assembly.